UUUCUGGUUGUUGAAGACAACAACACAUAUUGACUAAAUCCUUUCUUUUAAAUUCAUAGUUUUCACAAAAAAAGCUUCAAAGAUUGAGGUCAAAGCUUCAUCUGCUUCAGUUAGUUUGAAUUUCCAACAAACCCCACUAGGUUUUGUGUUAGUGAUGGAAAUGGAAGUUGGAGAAGAGAAUAAGGACAGGUUCAGUGAUUUGCCUGACUGUGUUUUACUCCGAAUAUUGAAAUUUAUGAACACAAAACAUGCUGUCCAAACUUGUGUCUUGUCUACCAGAUGGACCGACCUUUGGAAAUCUCUCACUAAUCUUGAUUUCAAUUCCCAUGACUUCAUUAGCCUUUACUAUUUCAACAACUUUGUGUAUCAGAUCCUAUCUCACCGAGACGACUCCAUUUCGUUACGGGGUCUUGAUUUAAGGCGGCGAGGUUGUAUUGAGCCUGAACUCCUUGAUAGGGUCAUGACAUACGGUGUGUCGCAUAAUGUCCGGAAGUUUAGAGUUGAAGUUAAUUUAUAUUUCAAACAUGAUUUCAAGUUGCACCCUUGUAUCUUUUCUUGUCAAACUUUGACAUAUCUUAAGCUUUCUGUAUGGGCCGUCCCGUCGAUGACAGAACUACCAACUUCCCUUCAGUUGCCGGUGUUGAAAAGCUUGCAUCUCGAGCACGUCACUUUUGUUGCAAAUGGCGACGGUUGUGCUGAGCCCUUCUCGAAUUGUCACAUGUUGAAGAAUUUGGUUCUUGACCGAUGUAAUCUACACUGCAAUGCGAAGUUCCUCACGGUAUCUAAUUCUAGCAUUUCGUGUUUGACAAUAGGUAGUACUAUUCAAGAAGUAGCUUACAAAAUUGUGAUUUCUACUCCAAACCUCAGUUCUCUCACUGUCAUGCGUGAUCUCAUUCAUGAAGUUUCCGCGUGCAAUCUUUGUUUUCUUGAAGAAGUAAAUAUCGAUGUUGAAGCCUAUUUUCAUACGAAUCUCGAGAGGACUUAUUCUGUGUUAGUAAGUUGGCUCCAAGUUUUCGCCAAUUAUGUACAAACAAUGACACUCUCUUCAAGCACCCUUAACAUACUAAAUGUUCUCUUAACUACUGAUUCAAUGAUAAGUCAAUUUCCUUGCUGUGCAAGAUUGAAGUUGUUGAAAUUGGAAAUGAAAUCUUCUUCAAGUAUAUCAGAUGAGGUAGUAAGCAGGAUAGUGAAGUUCUUGCUUAAAAAAUCUCCGUUGGCCAAAGUUGAUAUGAUAGAUUGCGAGUGAUAUAUAUGCAUGCAUAACGCCUCAGGUUCGUUGUUUAGCUUGGCAGUUCUCUGCAUUUUGGUUUUGGUAUGGUGAUGUAACUAAAAACUUACUUUGUAAGGUUCAUCAAAGUUUCAAGCUAUGAGUCUCUCUCUUUCUAUAUAUACUUAUGAGUGGAAGUCUUACAGUGCGUUUGUUUUGGCCGUAGAAACAUUAAUGUGCAUCCACUCAAAAUCUCGAGUUUGUAGCUUCUCUGUUUUGACCUUGAAACAACGCGGUUGCAGUGCGCUUUUUACUCUUUCA
Molecule: messenger RNA, 1528 nt
Organism: Vicia villosa (hairy vetch)
Lineage: Eukaryota; Viridiplantae; Streptophyta; Magnoliopsida; Fabales; Fabaceae
Product: putative F-box protein At1g58310
Exons: 4
Coding region: 155-1246 (363 amino acids)
Molecular function (GO): protein binding
Source: RefSeq, a predicted model, not a curated record